UGUCAGGGAAACAGAGAUGCUGUUGUGUCCAGAGCUCUUGUUUGGUACAGUCAUAGCUGCUUUGUUAUGGAUCCAAGGAUGAGUGCACCUUCACCACCUGUCCUGGGUUGCUGCAACUUGUCAGGCCUUGGAGGAUCACUUGGAGAAAGUGAAGCAUCCACACUAACUCCUUCCCUUUCCAUCUGAAACAAGAAGGACAUGGUUCCCUCUUGUCUCCAGGAGCUGAUGAGGGUGAUGCCUCAGGCAGUACAGCCGAGGCUUUCCUGGCAUGUGGUGCAGGAAGCACAGCUCCUCCAAGAAGAUGCCAGAGGAACGAGCUCUGACCUGCGUCUCUCUAGGACAGGGACAGGAGACAGGAGAGCCCUUGGAGACACCAUCACCUUUUCCUAGCACAGUGCUAACCUCACAUCAGCCAAGGGAAGCCUCUGACUUUGGUCCAGCAACUACUGCCAUUCCUCAGACAAGCUUGGAGAAAAACUUGACUGCUGCAACAAUCAGUGCCACUGGGGCCCACACUACAGAGGUGGAGAAUGCCUUCAUCCCUACCACCCCCAUGGCAGGCUCCAAGGCAGAGAGACUGCAGGCUUCCACCACUGCCAGCCCCGGGGACAUCACAGUUACACAUCCUGAGCACCACAACACGAGCUUAUCAGUCAACAGCAGCACUGAAAUCCCCUCCCCUACCCCAACUGCCAGCACUCUGGAAGAAAACCAGCCCAGCCACGAAGCCACAGAGCCUUUCAGCACAACUGAAGAAACGGAUGGGGCCACCAGUGCAACCCCCUCGCUUCCUCUGAACACUGUGCCGGCAACAACUAAUAGCUCUCAGCUGGGGCCUUUUGAUGAGCAGACGGUGGGGCCCACAGCAGCAAGGUCUGAAACCUGGCCAGGAACGAGCCCUGUGGGUGCCACAGAGGAGAGCACUGUGGAGCCCAGAACCUCCUCUGCUCCCAUCUCCACCGUAGGGAGCCCGUCCUCUGCCACUGCCCCCAGGACUGUGACGGUGAGACCCCUCAUGACCAGCUCCACGUCUGCCAGCACAGCUGCUAUGCCCACCAGCACGUCUACACUGGCGCCGUCAUCAGAGCCCAGGCAUGAGAAAGCUUCUGUGCUGGAUGUUGGUGAUGAUGAAAAUUCAGAGCAACCCAAUCUGGCUGAUACAGCACGGGCUGAUCCCUUGGUAAUCACCGUGAUCUCCGUCUUCAUUGUCAUGGUGGGCAUCCUCGGCCUGGUGGGCUUCUUGAGAUACCGGCAGCACAACAGCCGCAUGGAAUUCCGGCGCCUGCAGGACCUGCCCAUGGUCCCUCUCCUUCCAUCCAGGGUUUGAAUCAAGACAGCAAGUCUCAAGGUUGGGCACUAAAGAAGCUCUCUGCCUUCCCCUCACUCUGCAGGGGAACGCUAAGAGGUUAAAUAGAGGGAGGAAGGAGAGCUCCAUCCAAACCUGUCCUGAAAUGACACCUUCCUAGCCUCUUCUCCUGUCUUCUGAUAUAUUUGCUUUGUGACUGUGACAAAGCAGAUCCUGUGCUGUGUUCCAAGGCGGUUGUCUGUCUGUCUGUCUGUCUGUCUGCAUUUGACCCUUUGGGAAUAUAAAAAAAAUAUGAGGGCUUUAGAGGGUGAAUUAGCUCUGGGGAAGCUGCAACUAACUCCUGUGCUUUCUGGGACAGAGGAGCACGGGAGCUAGCAAACAACCUGAUGCUGUUUCAAGCAAGCUGAUGCUGUUUCAAGCUGAGUGGAGUUUUCAACAGCCGGGGUUUUCCACAUCCCUGCAGCGGGCAGGCAGUUCCUGCACACACCUCUUCUCUCCAACUGCCAGAGCAGGAAGGAGAGUGGCAGCCCAAAUACCCAGCAGCUGCGCAGGGACAGCGUUUAGGUGGAUGGCUGAGCAGAUGGCCACACUGUGACAGUGUGGAGAGAAGGCUGUGCUGCCUGCACAGCUCUCUUCCAGGCUGGCACUGUACUGCCAUGUGCAGACACCUCAUUAAAGCACUCUUCUCUGC
Messenger RNA from Empidonax traillii (willow flycatcher), 1997 nucleotides. Its product is annotated as mucin-5AC-like. Bases 269 to 1327 code for a protein of 352 amino acids. The record is from RefSeq and is a predicted model, not a curated record. The transcript is spliced from 5 exons. NCBI's taxonomy places the organism in Eukaryota, Metazoa, Chordata, Aves, Passeriformes, Tyrannidae.